Suillus paluster is the source of this 936-nucleotide messenger RNA. RefSeq lists its product as uncharacterized. The transcript has 8 exons. The coding region runs from base 1 to 936 and encodes 311 amino acids. Lineage: Eukaryota; Fungi; Basidiomycota; Agaricomycetes; Boletales; Suillaceae. The record is from RefSeq and is a predicted model, not a curated record.
AUGUUCAGUGGCACUGCCAUAGAAGCCUCACUGGAGCUUCAACUCAAAUCGCCUUUAUCAGCUUCGACCUUCAACUCGAAUAGUCCACAUGUUACAUCAAAAAGCCUGCACUGUCCAACAUAUCCAGCAAUCUAUCCUCCUUCAAGGCCUCAUUUCUUGUCUGUUGCUAUGAAAAAGCCACGAUCUCAGUUGCACAAAUCGAUAUUUUUGGUAAAUUGCGCACCCAGUACUAUCUUUCAAUUGAUUUAUGUUGGUAUCAAUGAUGCCAAGCACCAUGUUGAACGUCCCAUAUGCAAAAUGAAACCUACAGCCGCCCUUCUUCAGCAUGCCAAGAAGGCAGCACUGCCAUCCCAAACCAAGGUGAUUAACGAGUUCCAUGCUGUGGAGGCUGCUAAACGUGCUGCUGAACAUACCUCCACUUCAUCCCCUACCGAAACCACACAAUCUCCAUCCACCUCUCCCGUACCAUCAGCACUGUCUGCUGUUAACACCCGCAAAAGGGUCCACCCUGAAGACUCUGACAGGGAAUCUAGUGAUGAUGAGCGUGAAAAUGCAUGUACUAAUCCCAAGCCUCAAAAGCAGCGCAAAUCGGCUGCUGUUCCAACUGAACCAGAAUUAGUUGACGUUGACGGGGCCAAUUGGAAGGUGAAAAAGCACAGGAAGUGCAAGAUGUGCCCGAAAGCAUGUAUUCUUGUUAAUGAAAUAUCUACCCUCCAUCGUCAUGCUGAGGCAAAGUUCUCUGGCAAAUAUCGGGAAUGGGCCAAAGAACAUUUGUUUGAGUUGAUGCUUCCUGGUGAUGUCAAGGCCUGCAAGGAUGAUGUGGCACAGCAGAGCAUUGACACACAUCCGACUGAGCAGAAGCUUGCUGAGCUGCAAUUGAGUGGCUUGUGGCCACUGACCAGGUACUACGUCUCUCUUCCUACAGAAUUGAAUUGA